Molecule: messenger RNA, 631 nt
Organism: Mytilus californianus (California mussel)
Lineage: Eukaryota; Metazoa; Mollusca; Bivalvia; Mytilida; Mytilidae
Exons: 4
Coding region: 28-534 (168 amino acids)
Source: RefSeq, a predicted model, not a curated record
GUUUUUGUUGCUUAUGAAAAGAAUGAAAUGUCAGUUUACGAUUCUUGGAAAUCACAAUCAUUGUGUAACGAUCUACCUAACUACCAGAAUGUUGGCAAAGCUAAACAUCGACGUAAUCCAAUUAUUGACCACUGGGCAGACACACAUAUCACAAUGGUUAAAGUUGAACUGUACAAGGAAGAUGUGCAAGUCGUAUGGAUGACUUUCAAUGCUCAGAAUACUGAUAAUCUCAACUGGUUUUCUAAGAAAAACUUUUAUCAAAGUAGCUUCACUGAUUUAUCACCGUGCAGUAAAACGAAUUAUUUCUCGGCUAUUGGGCAAACAAUAAAUGCAAGGAGGUUCUUUAUUAAUAAAAACUAUGGUGGAUGUGCAAAUGAUAAUGGCUGGUUUUGUAUAAAAGAAAGAAAGGAUACAUGUAAAUGGAGUCAGUUCAACAAGUAUCCGGUGUUUAUGUACACCAAAAAUGAACGAAACUGGACAAAAGAUGCUGUGACUGCCGACACGCUUGUUAUUUCCAUUGCAGUGGGCUUCUAGUGAUAAUAAUUAUUGCAAAAGAAAGAAAGGCGUCGAAGUGAUAUCUGAUAUAUCUGAGAGGACAAAGAAAUCAACAGUUACCACAUUCUUGUUAUGU